GCUGCUUGUCAACAAGAUGGCCUUCCUCCUCUCGCCGUUUUAACUCAGAUUAUUUUGGUAUCCCCGAGAAGACACUGAGAGCCCGUGACACUUCGAAAUAGACAAGGCAGGGGCGUUUGCUGGCAGACCUAAAAAGGUGUGCGCUUCAAGAGGGUUGCUUUAAGGGAACUGACAGGCUGAAAAUCCGGAGAUAGUGGCCAAGCACUCAGCAAGGUUGAUAAAACAGAGAGUAGUUGUAUGCUAACGUCGACGUUAGCAUUCUAGUAGCUUAGCCUAGCUACGUGGACUCGGAUAGUCAACUCGUGUCACCUGUAUUAGACUAUUUGGUUGGAGGAAACAGCAAACAGGGACUUGUCACCAAGCUUCUUCUCUUCGUGGGGUUUCCGUGGAGAACCUAACAGGUUUUAUGUUGGUCGUACUGCCCGUCUGGUGGCUUCAGGAUCAAAGCCGAACCAUGAGCGCUCCAGGUGUCUGCUGGCCAGCAUAGAUGCAGAUAUGCCACGGAGGUCCUCAUCCUGAUGGACCGAGACACCUUCUCCCACAUCCGGCUAUGGUGCCCCCGCCCCUUCGGCACCUACUCCCAGAAUAAAGCUCGGAGUCCGGGCUCCGGGGGCAGUGGCGGCGGGGCCAGCGGAGCGGGGUCGCCCUCGGUCUGCAAGGCGGAGCUCUCUCAAGGUGCCAGGAGGACGCCAGAAGAAAGUGACAAUGUAGGGAUGAUAGUUGGGGUUAAGGAGGGGAAGGAGGAGGAGGUAGGGUCGGAGAACACGCCACCUGAACCCGAGCUUGAAUCCGGCUCCAUGACUCACCCUCAGCCCCCUUCGGCACCGCCCACACCACCAACUGCUGGGUCUCAGAUGCAGGAUGGAAGGGUGCUGCUGGACACCUGGUAUGUCAUAAAACCUGGGAACACAAAGGAGAAGAUUGCCUUCUUUGUUGCACAUCAGUUCAGCGGAGCGGGUCAGCCAAGACCGAGCGCCAUGAAGGUUAAAGGUAACUGGGCAACAGAUUGCAGUAAAGCCAAAAGACGAAGGCGGUGCUCGUCUUAUGAUCCUCCGGCCCGCUCCCAAGCUCUGACUCCUGACUGUUCAGUUGGACCUCCAAGCCCCGAUGAGCUACAGCUGGGUGUGAACGAGACGGAUCUGCUCUCGGUGGCAGAGAUGGUAGCCUUGGUGGAGCAGAGGACCGCCAUGGCCCUUCAGGGAAUCGUGGCCGUUCACGGAAACCAGCACCAGUCGAUCACCACUUCUCACAGGCCCAGCUUCACCCCCAGCCAGCACACUCUGCUCCGAGGGACAGUGUCCGACCCUUCGCCUAUGCUGUUUGAAUCAAACGGCUCCGAUAGUCAGGCCUCUAGUGAAUCCCAAAAGCCAUCGUCUCCAAUCCAAACGGACCAGGAGCUGGAGGAGCAGCAGGAGUCCUGCAGGGUAGCUCAGGCCAUCGCUCACUUUGAGUCUCAAACCCUCAAGAACCGUCUCCAUCUGGAUUCUGGAUCUGGACUACACUCUAGUAAUCAAGAUGGAGAGCAUAGGAUAGGAGACACUGUAACGCCUCCUCCACCGCCCAACCGCAGCCACGGGGAGGUGAGGAUAGCGUUCAGAGUGUCGAAUAUGGACCCGCGGUCACAGCUGGAGCCAGCUGGUCGGUCCCGCUGUAUGUUUAUGAGCUGUGGUGGUGGGAGCAACCAAGCUGCUGCCAGGGCCAAAGAGAAAAUCACCUGCGACUUGUACCAGCUCGUCAGUCCGUCAUCUAGAGAUCCCGGUAGUCUCCUGCUUGCCGCCACGGCGUCCACCCCCAAAUCAGAUGGGGAUCUCCACCAGGACAAGCCGACCUGCGGCAGCCCGGACCCCACCCAGGAGCUGUCCACAGGGGACAAGAAGACGGCAGGUGUGGGUCGAGAACGAGUGACCGGGUUCCAUGUGGAGGUUGUGGUGACGGGUGCUGUGGAUCAGUGUGUCUUCUACGGCAAAGACAGCACAGAGAAUGUGCAGGAGGAGACUGUGUGUUUUGCAAUGCCGACGGGGGGAGGGAGUGGUGUUGGAAGUUCGACUGACCCGUCGUCAGACGACCCUCCUCCUGGACAGUUGUUCUUCCUCCAGUCCCCUAGAGGACCAGAGGAGGAUGCAGCAGCAAAGAGCUCUGGUGGUGCUACUGGAAUCUGCUCUUUGGACUGUGCUAACAACCACAGUCCUGGGGCGGGGGUGGGCUCAGGGGAAAGGGCCACAAGACCAGAUUCUCCUGGUGUCGGGGAGGACUGUUCGGACCCUUCGCUGUGUCGCUUAUACCGCCACGUGUCUCAUGACUUCCUGGAGAUCCGCUUCCAGAUCCAACGACUCCUAGAACCCAGACAGUACAUGCUGCUUCUCCCCGACCACAUCAUGGUGAACAUCUUUAGCUACUUGCCUACUCGCUCCCUGGCAGCCCUCAAGUGCACCUGUCACUACUUCAAGGCAGUGAUCGAGACUUACGGGGUCCGCGCACUGGACUCGCGCUGGAACCAAGACCCCCUCUACAGGGACGACCCCUGCAAACAGUGCAAGCGUCAGUACGAGCGCGGGGACGUUUCUCUAUGCCGCUGGCACCCCAAACCUUACCACCACGACCUGCCUUACGGACGCUCCUACUGGAUGUGCUGUCGGCGUACGGACAAGGACACGCCAGGCUGCCGGGUCGGGCUCCACGACAACAAUUGGGUGCAGCAUCCCGCCGACGGCACCACGUCCAACCGCACCAAGAGGGAAGAAAGGAGGGAGGACGGCAGGUAGAGGGGCGAGUCCAACUCUCAUCUCACAUACCUCCACCUGUCUCUCAGUCACUGGUGUGAGAACUUGGGUACAGACAGGGCGAUGGGGAGGGAUCCGCACUCCCAAGACUUUCUGCUUCCCUCAUCUCAUUUCUUUCUUAGAACUGGGGGAAUGUUGAGAUGCUAAGAAGGAAGAGAAUCGUCACACUCCUUGCCUUUUUUUUGUUUCAACCUCCUCCAGAAUCCCUCUUUCUCUCUCCCCCGAUGCGCUCUGGAGUGGCUAAUAAAAAGUUUGUAGACCAGGGUUGGGGUCCUCUCCUGCUGCUGUCUGUAUCGUCUCUGCCUCUUAGUCUUUGGGGGCUCUGUCUAAAAAUGCACAUGGAUGUUACAGUAGGCGAUUUAUGUGAAAACGUUGCAGUGUUUUGGGUUGAGAUUAGCAUUCAUAAAGUGACGUAUAGAAAUGUAAUGCCCACCAGCGUGCUUUCAGUUCCAGACACUCGCCCCUCGUUGUUAUCACAAGCAUCCAUGUUAGCUGUACUGGGGGGCUUCAAGGGACAAAAAAAACCUUCCAGUGCAGAAUGUUUAGAGUUACUUCAGAAAUGUGAUUGUAAAAAGCAAGCUUGAUGAAUUUAUUUUUCUCUCCAUUGUACAAGAUGCCAUUUGUAGCUGCCCUGCGCCGCGGUUCCAGCCGGGUCUGCACUUCAGAGACCCGCAGACCCCCACCUUGCUGUCCAGCCAUAAAUCGGAGCCACUGUCUGGUUUACAGAAAAAAAUAAAUAGAUACGGGAGACAGACUUGAAUGGGAUUUAAAAAGAGAAACUAGAUGUCACUUUGGAAAGGCCUGAUGUCACUUUGUAUGGUUUGGUUGAUUGGUUUCUUUUUUUUUUGUGGUUGUUUUUGACAUUUUUGUUUAUUUUGUUUGGCUGUUUUUAAUGGGUUUUUUUGUGUCUGAAUGUUGUAUUUUCUUUUAUUCAUGAGGAUUGUGUUCUUCUUGUAUCAGUCUGUCAUCCUACUGAACCAGUAACAUGGUUUUUCUUUUAAAUAAAUACUCUGUUUUAUACUUUGUUUUAACCCCCGGCUCUCUUCCUGCCCUCCACCUGAACAGAGCCAUCAUUCAUACUUUAAAGUAUGUCCAACUCUCUACCACAAACUGUCUCUAUACCAGCUUCCAGCCUUAAAAGCCCCCUACCUCUUACCUAUUCUUCUGGAGACUGAGGCGUCAGAUACCUCACAGAUCAACAAAUACUGAAAGUUGCACAGAACCACAUUAGGGACUAGUUUCUUUUUGUUUUUUCACACACUCCAUCCAACUCCACUGGAUCCACAUCAAACAUCGAUUACAAGAACAGUGCCUGGUGAUGGCUCUGACUCCUCAAUCUUUGGGGAAGGGCAUUAAAAAAUGGAAUCUAUUUAUCCUUCCCCUCUCCUCGCUUUUAACCUCUCAGACCGACCCCCUUCCACCCCUGCUAGCUGACAGACUGGACAUUGAAGAACUGUUGCGAUGAAUGAUGCUGAAACUCUGCAUGGAUAUGGACGGUUGGGUCGACAUGGGAGAACUGUAGGAUGCAAAUGUGUACAAUGCUAAUGGGAAAUAUCUGCUUAAAUAAAAACAGAAGUGAUGAUUAAAACUGGAAAUCUGAA
Molecule: messenger RNA, 4381 nt
Organism: Cyprinodon variegatus (sheepshead minnow)
Lineage: Eukaryota; Metazoa; Chordata; Actinopteri; Cyprinodontiformes; Cyprinodontidae
Gene: fbxo46
Product: F-box protein 46
Exons: 3
Coding region: 519-2762 (747 amino acids)
Biological process (GO): intracellular signal transduction
Molecular function (GO): protein binding
Source: RefSeq, a predicted model, not a curated record